Messenger RNA from Haliotis rubra (blacklip abalone), 2596 nucleotides. RefSeq lists its product as uncharacterized. The transcript is spliced from 7 exons. Bases 1300 to 2466 code for a protein of 388 amino acids. Gene Ontology annotation, cellular component: Fanconi anaemia nuclear complex; nucleoplasm. Gene Ontology annotation, biological process: interstrand cross-link repair. The record is from RefSeq and is a predicted model, not a curated record. NCBI's taxonomy places the organism in Eukaryota, Metazoa, Mollusca, Gastropoda, Lepetellida, Haliotidae.
AAGAUGGCGGGAAAUUGAAGUGCAGUGUUUCGAGAAUAUUACUGUUACUAAAAUGCGAGGGUUUGUGAUUCUUAAACGGUUUCUGCAUUUAUAUGCAGGAUGCAAGAGGAAGGUAAUCAUUAAAGCUGGCGAUGACAUCACUGAUUUCUCUGUGGGUAGGCGGCAUGCAUCAUCUGUGUGGCGGGUACUGAUACUGUGUCGAGCUCACGACGUCUAUCUUAUAGAUGUACCCGACACUGAAUCACCCUCUGAGGUCAUAAGUGAUGAGAAGUCCAAGGAAGGAAAUCAGAGCAUAUUUUCAGACCUCCUUGACAAGGAAGAAGAUGGAGAAAUUACAGUUGUCCCUAUCUCUGAGAGUGUGAUCCACCUGAACUCCAAACACAUGUUUCUACAAAGUGACUGUCCCAUCAAAUAUAUUGACGUUGUGCGGAGCCUUCUUUUAACCUUAUCUUCAGGACUGGUAAGAAAAAUCAGAGCUUAUGAGCUGGAUAGCUUUCAGAACUAUAGCCAAGGCAACAACAAUCCAACGUUUGAAAUAAAGUGUCCAUCAUUACAAUUUGAUUCAGAAAAUGACAAGCUGGGACUCCAUGUGCUUGUAUCCAGUGUCGAAGACCCUGAUAAAUGGACGUCUAAAGAUGCCAUUCAGCUGCAUCAUACGUUAUUUACAGCUUUGUUCAAAACAGAAGCAGCAUUGCUUCAUUCACCUAUAAUUCUGUUCACUUUAAAUGGCUGUGUCUUCUGUCAUCAGAUGAAGACACUCUUAUCAGGGGAAUUAUGGGAAAUCCUGUGUGAUAUUGAAGGAUCUAUUGAAAGCAUUACGAAAGUGCAAGUUAAACCAAAAGAUGAUGGGAGUGAUCUCCCUUUUACUGAUCUUCAGCCUCAGGGUUCAAAAUGUUCUGAAGGACUUCUGGUCUGUUCUUCAACUGGGAAGACAGUUUUGGUACACAUUACCAACCUGAUGGUGGUGUUGUGUACGAUAUUAUUACACUUCCUGGUCCUGUUGUUUGUUGCGCAGGAUUUGAGUCUACGAUCUAUCACAGCACUGGGAAACAAAUAUACAAGCAUGUUUUCAUCAGAUGCAGCAAUCCACCAAAGGGAGGUAACUCAGUGGCUCUUGAGUCUGACUUGCUUCAUCAGACUUUUAUAGAAGCACUUGUCGUUGAUGGAGAAAGUCUGGAUUCAACAGGGAUCAAGUUGGUGUGUCAGAGUGCCCUUGGUGAUAUUCUGGUGCUUCCAGGUCAGAGUGAUCCAAACAGUAAACCUCUGGCACAUUUGGCUCAUUCCUUCGAAGAACUCCUAAUGGGGCUUGACACAACCAACAAGAGACACGCAGAAAUAUUCCAACAACAGAAACAGCUGAAUGACCUGAUCCACCAACUCAGCAUUGCCGGGCACAUCAUAACAAAUAAUUCCCUCAAAUCGGAGACUUUAACCAAAAAUGAUGUCACCCAUCCAGUUUCCUGCUCUUGCAGUGUCACAUCAACCAGAAAUGGAUACAAGGUGGACUAUGCCCUAGUCUGUAAGCUGACCAAUCACAGCCCCAUUUCACUGUCAUGUGACUGGAGUAUAAUGGUCGUCUUGGUAACAAAGAAUGAAUCAUAUACUGAAAGCAGAUCACAUGGUAUGGCUUUGUCACAUGGGUUAAAGUCAGGGUCUUGUAUGGAUAUGAGAGUUCCAAUGGAUAUAAGGUGUUUGUCAUCUUUAUAUUGUGAUGUUAAAGUGUAUCUUGUGUUGUAUUCCGAGUUACUAGGAGACCAGAUGUCAUUCAAGCUGAAUGCCUCUGUUCCAAAGACAUCAAGUUUAGGUCUACCUGCCCUUUUGAAAACUCAGAGGUUGGACAUUUUGUAUUAUCUACGAGAACCAAUCACAGAAGUUGUUAAUUCCACAACAGCCAUGUGCAAGAAACCUCUGUCCUCAUUGGUCAGUCAGCAGCCAAUGAGAAAACAAAGGAAUGAAGAAGAAGUUUCAAGUUCAAAACAGAUGUUGACAACAGAAAUUAGUGUUGGAAGGAUCAAGUUACCUCCUGACUUUGAAACAAGGUGUCAGGAAGGCGACGUGUGUGUGAAACUGUUGAAGUAUUUGCUGAUGGACUCACAAAUAAAUGUUGAAGCCAUCAAAAAAGGGCAGCUGCAGUUAGUUGAUCCAUGUGGGCAUGUGGUCAGUGUAUCCAUAGCAACUGAUCCCCACCAUGGUGGUGAGAGACUGACUGUACAACUUGGCUGUAGCAGAGUGGAGGUCUUGGCCCGAUGUAGAGCUGCCAUUGUACACAGAACUGAGACUGUUUGCUGUCCGGAUGAAACAGACCUGUGUGUGAAGGAUCUCCGACAGUACCUCACCAGACUGGAGAGCAUAAAAGGAGAGAUCCGUAGCUUGGAAGAACAGGCUGGUCGAAACUCGGAGUCUCCCGACACCAUCAGGAACUCUUUGUCUUCAGUAUAUGAAAAACUAAGGAAGAUACAAUUAUAGACAGACAGCUUUGUGAUGCUUCUCAACACUAUCAGGAGCUCUUGGUCAUCAGCAUCAUCUCUUUCUUUGUUUUCUGUACAUGAUGAACGAGGGAAGAAUACUGUUACAGAGAAAUAAAUGAAGACCCAUA